Messenger RNA from Danio aesculapii, 2347 nucleotides. RefSeq names its product calcium channel, voltage-dependent, beta 4a subunit (gene cacnb4a). The record is from RefSeq and is a predicted model, not a curated record. The transcript has 14 exons. Gene Ontology annotation, biological process: calcium ion transmembrane transport; chemical synaptic transmission; neuromuscular junction development. Gene Ontology annotation, molecular function: protein binding; high voltage-gated calcium channel activity. NCBI's taxonomy places the organism in Eukaryota, Metazoa, Chordata, Actinopteri, Cypriniformes, Danionidae. Bases 73 to 1632 code for a protein of 519 amino acids. Gene Ontology annotation, cellular component: voltage-gated calcium channel complex.
UAUCCUCCUCCGCCGAGCCAGUGGACCGGGACCGAGCGGCAGCCUCCACCGUGGACGGAUGAACUCGCAGAAAUGUCCCGGCACAUCUACACCCGACACGGGAUAGGCGACGGAGUCCAGAAGCCCAUAUUUCAGGUGAAUAGAGGCACCUACUCACGCCGCAGUCGACUUAAGAGAUCUGAUGGCAGUACUACAUCCACCAGCUUCAUCCUCCGCCAGGGCUCCGCCGAUUCCUACACUAGCAGACCGUCUGACUCGGAUGUCUCUUUGGAUGAGGAGCAGGGCGGCCGGCAGGAGAAAGAACAGCAGGCCACCGUUCAGCUGGAGAGGGCAAAGGCCAAAGCGGUGGCCUUCGCCGUGAGGACAAACGUCAGCUACUGCGGUGCCCUGGAUGAAGAUGUUCCUGUCGCUGGCACGGCCAUUUCUUUCGAUGCUAAAGACUUCCUUCACAUCAAGGAGAAGUACAACAACGACUGGUGGAUCGGGCGACUGGUGAAGGAAGGUUGUGACAUCGGUUUCAUUCCCAGUCCCUUAAAACUGGAAAACAUUCGCUUACAACAAGAGCAAAAAAGAGGCCGUUUCCAUGGGAAGUCCAGUGGAAACUCCUCCUCCAGUCUGGGUGAAAUGGUUUCAGGCACAUUCAAGCCCAACCCUGCUUCUGCAGGUAAACAGAAACAGAAAGUGGCUGAGCACAUUCCUCCAUAUGAUGUGGUUCCUUCCAUGAGGCCGGUGGUGUUAGUUGGCCCAUCACUAAAGGGAUACGAGGUGACAGAUAUGAUGCAGAAAGCCCUCUUUGACUUUCUGAAACACAGGUUUGAAGGCAGGAUAUCAAUCACAAGAGUAACUGCAGACAUCUCUUUAGCCAAGAGAUCUGUGCUGAAUAACCCUAGUAAGAGAGCCAUCAUUGAGAGAUCCAACACCAGAUCCAACCUGGCGGAGGUUCAGAGUGAGAUCGAGCGGAUCUUUGAAUUGGCCAGAUCCCUUCAGCUGGUUGUUCUCGAUGCCGACACGAUCAACCAUCCUGCCCAGCUCAUCAAGACUUCUUUAGCUCCCAUUAUUGUCCAUGUUAAAGUGUCUUCUCCCAAGGUAUUACAACGGCUGAUCAAAUCACGAGGAAAGUCUCAGAGCAAGCAUUUAAAUGUACAACUGGUGGCAGCAGACAAAUUAGCUCAGUGCCCUCCAGAGAUGUUUGACAUCAUUUUGGAUGAGAAUCAGCUGGAGGAUGCGUGUGAACAUCUGUCUGAAUAUCUGGAGGCUUAUUGGCGUGCAACUCACACUUCCCUCAGCACUCCACUAAACCCUUUGCUGGGCCGCAAUCUGGGCUCCACUGCACUCUCACCGUACCCCACAGCCAUCUCUGGACUACAGAGCCAAAGAAAUAAAAACAGCAAUCACAUCACAGACAACUCUCCAAUGGAGCGGCGCAGCUUAAUGACAUCUGAUGAAAAUUACCACAACAACGAGCGGCAAAAGAAGACCCACAACCGGCUGUCCUCCAGCUCCCAGCAGAGUCGGGACCACUACCCUCUGGUAGAAGAGGACUACCAUGAUCCCUACCCAGAUGCCUACAAACCGCACCGCAACCGGGGCUCUCCAGGGGGCUACAGCAACGAUUCACGCCACAGACUCUGAACAUCACAAUAUUGUGUACGUCCUUUCUGAAAACGCAGUGCAUUGUGUUCACUCCAGCACAGGUAAACAAGUAUGGGCCAUCUUAUCUAAAAGCAAACUCCAAGCGUCCGGUCACUACAUGUAAGCCAGAUGUUUGCGUGCUGAUUUUAUCGGGAGGAAGUCCUCUCCUGGUAGAGGGAUCUAUAAUUCCUGGUCCAUCCAGUUUCUGAUAAAAUAGUAAAUUUUCAGGACUUAAUGAAGGGGCAUGUUAAUAUUUAACCUGAACUACAGUAGUGCCGGCAUGCAGAAACGCUCAACAGUGCCAAUCGCCAAUCAGCACGGAGCCUUUUUGCACGAUUUCAGUAGCCAAUGGAAGUGUUAGGCAUUCACUGCUUUGUUUCUUCCUGUCUUAGCUAUUAUUUUAGAUGGUCUUCUUAUUUGCACAGACAGGGUCAGGUAUGCAGCAAAAAGCUUCAUAGGAGCCAAAACUGUUUUAUUAAAUGAUGAUAUACAUGUAUACAGUUGAAGUCAGAAUUAUUAGCCCUCCUAAGUUAUUAUUUUUCCCACAAAUCCUGUUUAAUGGGAAGAAGAUUUUUUUAACACAUUUCUGAACCUAAUAGUUUUAAUAACUCAUUUCUAAUAACUAAUUUCUCAUAUCUUUGCCAUGAUUACAGUACAUACUAUUUUAGUAGAUAUUUUUCAAGAUUGGAGGUUAGGGUAAUUAGGCAAAUCAUUG